GAGAACAUAGGGCAUGACAUGUUCAUCCCACUUCUCUGGGGAAGAAGUUUCUCCAUAACCGUAUUUUCUUCUCUCUUUUCAUCUCCUCUCAUCUCCUCUUUCUUUUUAAUUAAUUUCUUUCACAAUCGUUAAUCAUUCAUUUCAUUAAUUUGACAAGACAAUCUGUUAAUAUACGUACUGUUUCCUAUAUAUAAUCAUCCCUCUCUACUCCAUUAACUCCCAAUCUCACUCUCUCUCCAAGGUUUCUGAGUUUUCCGGCAAUGGCGAAGAAGAAGAACGGAAACAACAACAACAACAACCACCACCACCACAACAACGACAACAGCGACAACAGCAACAAUAACAAUGAGAAUGAAGAUAACGGUGGAAAGAAGCAGAAAGGUUCUGGUAUUGUAGUGGUGGUUCUGAAAAUGGACUUGCACUGCGAAGGCUGCGCCGGUAGAGUCGUGAAAGCAGUUCGUAGUCUCGAUGGUGUUGAGUCUGUGAGAAUCGGUGACAGUGAGCUCAAUAAACUUACGGUCAUCGGGAACCUCGAUCCGGCAAAACUCCGGCAAAAGGUUGAGGAAAAAACUAAGAAAAAGGUGGAACUCAUCUCUCCGGCGACUAAAAAGAACAAUGACGGAGAGAACAACAACAACCGAUCUGACGGCGGCGACGGAGGCGGAGGAGGAGGAGAUAAUAAAAAGAAGCAGCAAAAAUCAUCUUCGGAGAACCAACAACCGCCUUCUGAUAAGGCAAAAAACGCCGUUAAGAAAGACGAGAAGAAACCCAAAGAGCUAUCGGUGACGACGGCGGUUUUGAAGGUUCCGUUACACUGCCAGGGUUGCGUUCGGAAGAUUCAUAAAAUUAUCAGCAAAACAAAGGGUUUUAUUGAAAUGUCGAUUGAUAAGAACAAGGAUUUGGUGACUGUGAAAGGGGCGACUGAUAUGAAGAUGCUGGCGGAGGUUCUGAAGCAGAAACUGAAGAAGGCGGUGGAGAUAGUUCCGGCGAAGAAAGACGGCGGUGAUGAGAAGAAAGGGAAGGGUGGCGGUGGUAACGACGGAGUGGAGAAAGGCGGCGGCGGAGGCGGCGGCGGAGGCGGUGGCCAGAAGAAGGGGAAGAAAGGUGGCGGCGGAGAUGACGGAGACGGAAACGAUGGUACUGGUGGGAAGAUGGAGGCGUACAAGAUGGAGAGUUUUGGAGGUCCGUAUCCACAUUUUGAAUAUGGGUCGGGUUAUGCGGAUUACGUACAUGCCCCUCAGUUGUUCAGCGAUGAGAACCCAAAUGCUUGUAGUGUUAUGUGAAGGAAGAAGGGCAAAAAUGGAAAAUGGAAACACAAAGGGCCAAAGGGGUAGUCACUUGUAUAUAAAACCGACUAACGUCGUAUCUUUCUUGGUAUCCUUUUAAAUGAUAUUUAAAAUAUAUUUUUAUAUAUGAUAUAUGGAUUUAAAUGAUUUAUCGAGUA
Lactuca sativa (garden lettuce) is the source of this 1444-nucleotide messenger RNA. RefSeq names its product heavy metal-associated isoprenylated plant protein 3. The record is from RefSeq and is a predicted model, not a curated record. Lineage: Eukaryota; Viridiplantae; Streptophyta; Magnoliopsida; Asterales; Asteraceae. Gene Ontology annotation, molecular function: metal ion binding.